This is a messenger RNA of Talaromyces stipitatus ATCC 10500, 1625 nucleotides long. Its product is annotated as trehalose-phosphate synthase/phosphatase complex subunit Tps1, putative. Gene Ontology annotation, molecular function: alpha,alpha-trehalose-phosphate synthase (UDP-forming) activity. The record is from RefSeq and is a predicted model, not a curated record. Lineage: Eukaryota; Fungi; Ascomycota; Eurotiomycetes; Eurotiales; Trichocomaceae. Bases 42 to 1625 code for a protein of 527 amino acids. The transcript has 4 exons. Gene Ontology annotation, biological process: cellular response to heat; trehalose biosynthetic process. Gene Ontology annotation, cellular component: alpha,alpha-trehalose-phosphate synthase complex (UDP-forming); cytosol.
AUAUCGAAAAGUGUAUAGUUUCUACGCACAUAAUCGCCGAGAUGCCUUCAGCUGAAAAUCAAAGCGAGGAGUCGAGAUUGCUCCUCGUGUCGAACCGACUGCCCAUCACAAUCAAACGCUCAGAUGAUGGAAAGUAUGACUUUUCCAUGUCAUCGGGGGGUCUCGUCAGUGGAUUGAGCGGACUGACGAAAUCGACUACGUUUCGUUGGUAUGGAUGGCCUGGCUUGGAGGUUCCUGAAGAGGAGAUUCCUGUGGUGCAAAAGCGUCUCAAGGACGAAUAUGGAGCUAUUCCCGUCAUGAUUGAUGACGAGCUUGCCGAUAGACAUUACAACGGCUUUUCUAAUUCUAUUCUCUGGCCGCUAUUCCACUACCAUCCUGGUGAAAUCACAUUCGACGAAUAUGCAUGGGAUGCAUACAAGAAAGCCAAUCGCCUGUUCGCGCAAGCUGUUGCUAAGGAUAUUCAAGACGGUGAUUUAGUGUGGGUCCACGAUUACCAUUUGAUGCUGCUACCGGAAAUGCUGCGAGAAGAAAUUGGUGAAUCAAAAAAGAAUGUCAAGAUCGGUUUCUUCCUUCACACACCGUUCCCCAGCAGCGAGAUCUAUCGAAUUCUACCUGUGCGAAAUGAGCUCCUACUAGGUGUUUUGCACUGUGACCUGAUCGGGUUCCACACUUACGACUACACACGACACUUUUUGAGCAGUUGCUCUCGACUUCUUAACCUACAAACUACUCCGAAUGGAAUCGAGUUUCAAGGCAAAAUUGUCGCUACCGGAGCGUUCCCUAUUGGCAUUGACCCCGACAAGUUCAAGGAUGGACUUCAAAAGGAGAAAGUCCAGAAACGAAUUGAGAUGCUUGAACAAAAGUUCCAAGGCGUGAAACUGAUGGUCGGAGUUGAUCGCUUGGAUUAUAUCAAGGGAGUUCCCCAGAAACUACAUGCUUUGGAGGUCUUCCUUAGUGAUCACCCUGAAUGGGUUGGCAAGGUCGUGCUUGUCCAAGUUGCAGUUCCUAGCCGACAAGACGUCGAGGAAUAUCAGAACCUGCGAGCAGUUGUCAAUGAACUUGUUGGCAGGAUUAAUGGAAAAUUUGGUACUGUUGAGUUCAUGCCAAUCCACUUCCUGCAUAAGUCCGUCAACUUUGACGAGCUCAUUGCCUUGUAUGCCGUCUCAGACGCAUGCAUCGUGUCCUCUACUCGUGACGGAAUGAACCUCGUCGCCUACGAAUACAUCGCUACACAGCACAAGCGUCACGGCGUCCUUGUCUUGUCCGAAUUUGCCGGUGCAGCUCAAUCACUCAACGGCAGCAUCAUCGUUAAUCCCUGGAACACAGAAGAACUCGCCGGAGCUUAUCAAGAAGCCGUGACCAUGAGCGAGGAACAGAAAGCGCUCAAUUUCUCCAAGCUCGAGAAGUACGUGUCCAAAUACACGAGCGCAUUUUGGGGACAAUCGUUUGUCAGUGAAUUGAAGCGCAUCUCCGCACAGUCGAAACAGAAGGUUUCAGUGAGAAAAGCAUCGAUCCUUGUCCCUGGUGUCUCUACACCUGCGGUUAAUGGCGAUGAGCAGACGGCCCCUGAUGAAGUGGUGGUAGUGUCGUCGGAGGAGGAAGAAGUAGGGGAGGCUAAAUCUUAG